GUUUGAGAUUGUCCUGUGAUGGAGGAAGUUCAGAGAAGUUUAAAUUCCAUUUCUCCUUUUUUGUCUAAGACUUAUAUGAUGGUUAGUGAUCCUUCCACUAAUGCCAUUGUUUCAUGGAGUUCUACUAAUCGGAGUUUCGUUGUUUGGAAUCAACCUGAUUUUUCGAAGAAUUUGUUGCCUAAAUUCUUUAAGCAUAAUAACUUCUCGAGUUUCGUAAGACAGCUUAACACCUAUGGCUUUAGAAAGGUUGGUCAUGAACAAUGGGAAUUCGCAAACGAAGAUUUUGUAAGAGAUCAACCACAUCGUUUGAAGAAUAUCCACAGGCGCAAAGCAGUUUUUAGCCAUUCGCGUAAUGCUAAUGGCCAACGGGCGGCUGGUGCUGCUCCAUUAACAGAAUCAGAACGUCGGAAUUAUAAAGCUCAGAUAGAAAAACUUAAGCAGGAAAAAGAACAACUGCUGAUCGAACGUCAGAAGCAAGAAGAGGAGUGGAAACAGAAUGAGAUGCAGUUGCAUUACUCGAAGGAUCGCUUGCAACAGCUGGAACUGAAUCAACAAAGUUUGCUCGCUUCAGUUGGUCAAGUGCUGCAGAAAUCGGCGGAGGAUACAAGUCUUCAGCCACUGUCGGGAGACACUGGCAGAAAACGAAGUUAUCUGCCAAAUGCUCCCUUUAAUGAUUUAUCUAGCAUUGAAACUCGGAAGGAAACUUCUCCUGAGUUAGCUAGAGAAAAUGCUGAGAGUAUGACCGUUCUCUCUGUAAACAUGGAACGAUUGGAUCUGCUCGAAUCAUCGUUGUCGUUUUGGGAGAAUUUUGUAAAGGAAGUUAGCGACACAUCUCAUGAAACUCGUUCGAACUUAGACUUUGAUGAUUCGAUGAAUCGUGCUCAUAGUCCCGUAAUGUCUGGUGUGCAAAUAGGCUUUGAAGAUCAGCCCGAGUCAUCAGGAAACGAAAUAAACUCGCUGUUAGAUAUAGUCGAUAUUCCUGAUCUCGAUCCUCUUGAACUUGACCUGGACGAUAUCUUUGUUCAUGAUCCCGUUGCACCCGAGCCAGCUAUUAUCGCGGUUCCUGAUCCCGAUCCUGUUGCACCUGAGACAGCUUUUAUCGUGGUUCCUGAUUCCCCUGCACCUGAGCCGGCUGUUACCGCGGUUCCUGAUUCAGUUGCACCCGAGCCACCUGUUAUCAACAUUCCUGAUUCCCCUGUACCAGAGCCGGCGGUUACAGUAAUUCCCGACUCUGCUGCACCGAACGAACAGGCUGCCGCAACAACCCUGGGUACUAAUGAAUUUAAUAUACCAUUUUGGCAAAAACUGUUGAUGGAAAACCCUGAUGAGGAUGAAUCAGAAAGUGCUUCUGAACUUAGCAAAUAUUGCUGGAGCCGCAGGAGUCUUAAGCCCCGUCAAAUUGAUAAAGCAGGGAAAGCUUAGAUGAAAUAGAUCAUUCCUUUUAGCUUUUGAUUCUAUGAAAUUACAUGUAAUAAUUUCAGGUAUAUGCAUUGUUGGCUCUUCUACAUAUGCAUUGUUCGAAGCUGUGAUCUGGAUGCCGAGACUUCAAAAUCCUUUAUAUUGCUUACCGCAGUUUAAAACUAUGUUACUAUGACAAUAUUUUGUAUGUUUUUGCAUGGCUGCAAUGUUUUUUUGUAAGAAUAAAAUCUAGGCUAGAUUACUGGAUUUAUAUUGAGUAUGUUUGGAUU
This is a messenger RNA of Vicia villosa (hairy vetch), 1688 nucleotides long. Its product is annotated as heat stress transcription factor A-4c-like. The transcript is spliced from 2 exons. Gene Ontology annotation, biological process: regulation of transcription by RNA polymerase II. Lineage: Eukaryota; Viridiplantae; Streptophyta; Magnoliopsida; Fabales; Fabaceae. Gene Ontology annotation, cellular component: nucleus. Gene Ontology annotation, molecular function: RNA polymerase II cis-regulatory region sequence-specific DNA binding; DNA-binding transcription factor activity. The coding region runs from base 19 to 1422 and encodes 467 amino acids. The record is from RefSeq and is a predicted model, not a curated record.